This is a messenger RNA of Anarrhichthys ocellatus (wolf-eel), 868 nucleotides long. RefSeq names its product C-reactive protein-like. The transcript has 6 exons. The record is from RefSeq and is a predicted model, not a curated record. NCBI's taxonomy places the organism in Eukaryota, Metazoa, Chordata, Actinopteri, Perciformes, Anarhichadidae. The coding region runs from base 113 to 787 and encodes 224 amino acids.
CGCAGAUAGAAAUGAGGAAGCAGUGAUUGCAGAAAUCUCACGAUCCUGUUCAUGCUGCACACAACAUCCAGACUCUGAUUUCAAGCUGCAUUGUUUAUUCUAGCAGUUCGAGAUGAAGGUUUUGCUGCUGUUGGUGAUGUUGACAGCAUGUGCUGCAGCUCCUCAAGAUCUGUCAGGUAAAAUGUUCAUCUUCCCACAAGAAACCAGCUCAGCUCAUGUGAGGCUGACCGCAUCAAGACAGGGUUUUGGUGCUGUAACCGUCUGUCACAGAUCCUUCACAGACCUUCAGAGAGACCACGUCCUUUUCUCUUUGGCCACAUCCAGUUCUGCCAAUGACUUCCUGAUUUUCUGGGACGAAGCAAGUAAAGGAAUUGCGCCCCAUAUCAAGAAUGUAAAGUCACAAUAUAAAGGGUGUGACUACAAGUCGAACAUGUGGCACUCUAUUUGUACAACAUGGAACUCUGAGUCCGGACUGGUGCAGCUGUGGUUUGAUGGACAACCUUCAAUUAAGAAGUUUGUCAGCUCUGGAUCAAACAUCAGUGGAUCUACUAUAAUUGUCUUAGGACAGGAGCAGGAUUCCCAUGGUGGGGGGUUUGACUUGAAGCAGUGUUUCAUUGGCAUGAUGUCUGAUGUACACAUGUGGGACUACGCCCUUUCCCCCUGUGAGAUCCAGAAGUACGUGGAUGAACUAAACUUCACCCCAGGGAAUGUGCUCAACUGGAGUGCGCUGGAGUUCCAGAUCACAGGCAGAGUGCUGAUAGAAGAUAAACAAAAGACCUGUUACUAAAAUUUAAAACAAAACUACAAUAAUUUGAGUUAUGCAAAUCAAGUGGGUUUGAAAUAUUUCUCAAUAAAGUCCUGCUACAAA